UUUCCCGUCAGUAGUUCCUGAAUAUUUGCCGAGCGGUUACUUCUGCUGUGAGGGAAAACAAAGACCCAGUAUUCAGAAGAAACUCUUCUUAACAGAGGGAGACUCAUCUGCAGGUGAUUCUCCAAGGACAUGGGAAGAUAGGUGCAAACCCUGGAACCCUGACCCUUAAGCGGAGGGAAGCUGGUUUCUGCUGUGAACGAUGGCCAAACCCACUCUGAGAGGGAAUGGCACUAACUCGGAGACCUUCCGACAGCGCUUCAGGAGAUUUCAUUACCUGGAGGUAGCUGGGCCCCGGGAGGCUUUCAGCCAACUCUGGGAACUUUGCUGCCGGUGGCUAAGGCCGGAGGUGCGCACCAAGGAGCAGAUUGUAGAAUUGUUGGUGCUAGAGCAGUUCCUGACCGUCUUACCUGGGGAGAUCCAGAAUUGGGUACAGGAGCAAUGUCCAGAGAGUGGAGAGGAGGCAGUGGCUCUGGUGGAAGAUUUAGAAAGACAGCCUGGAAGACCUGGACGUUCGGUCACAGUCUCUGUGAAGGGGCAGGAAGUGCGCUUGGAGAAGAUGACACCCCUGAAAUCAUCACAAGAGUUAUUAAUUGUUCGGCAGGAGUCAGUGGAACCCCAGCCCAGGGGUGUACCCAAGAAAGAGAGGGCAAGAAGCCCAGACCUGGGACCACAGGAGCAGAUGAAUCCAAAGGAGAAGCUCAGACCUUUUCAAAGGAGCGGAUUUCCAUUUCCUAAAUCCGGUGUGGUCUCCAGGUUGGAGCAAGGAGAGCCAUGGAUCCCAGAUUUGGGCUCCAAGGAGAAGGAACUCCCAAGAGGCAGUCACACAGGAGACAGACGAAUGCAUGCUGAUCCGUUACCAUCCAGGAGAGAGAGAAGAAGCUGGGUGGAGCAGGAUCACUGGGGCUUUGAGGAUGAGAAGGUGGCAGGUGUGCACUGGGGCUAUGAAGAGACCAGAACUCUCCUCGCGAUUCUCAGUCAGACUGAGUUUUAUGAGGCUCUUCGAAACUGUCACCGCAACAGCCAAGUAUAUGGGGCUGUGGCUGAGCGGCUCCGAGAGUAUGGCUUCCUCCGGACCCUGGAACAGUGUCGGACCAAGUUCAAAGGUCUCCAGAAGAGCUAUCGGAAAGUCAAGGGUGGCCACCCACCUGAGACCUGCCCCUUCUUUGAAGAGAUGGAAGCCCUGAUGAGUGCCCAGGUCAUCGCCCUGCCCAGUAACGGCUUGGAAGAGGCAGCUUCUCACUCUGGCCUGGUGGGCAGUGAUGCUGAGACUGAGGAGCCAGGGCAAGGGGUCUGGCAGCAUGAGGAAGGAGAAGAGGCCAUGGCUGAAGAGUCUGACAGUGAUGAAAUGGGCCAGGAGGCCACCCCACAGGACCCUGACAACUUGACUGUUCUUUUCCGAAGGCCAAGUGGUGUACACUGGGGCUAUGAAGAGACGAAGACUUACCUUGCAAUUCUUAGUGAGACUCAGUUUUACGAAGCCCUCCGGAACUGUCACCGCAACAGCCAGUUGUAUGGAGCAGUGGCUGAGCGGUUAUGGGAACAUGGCUUCCUUAGGACAGCGGAGCAGUGUCGGACCAAGUUUAAAAGCCUACAAACCAGCUAUCGGAAAGUCAAGAAUGGCCAAGCACCAGAGACCUGUCCUUUCUUUGAAGAGAUGGAUGCUUUGGUGAGUGCCCGGGUUGCUGCCCCGCCAAGUGACGGCCAGGAAGAGGAGACAGCCUCUUGCCCUCUCCAGGAGACCUGUGAGGCUGAAGCUGGGAAGCAAGCUGAGGAGGCAGAAGAGGCCAUAGAAGAUGAUUCUGAGGAUGAUGAAGAGGAUACUGAGUUACCGCCAGGGGCUGUCAUGACGCGUGCUCCAGUCUUAUUCCAGAGCCCCAGUGGUUUUGAGGCUGGAUUUGAGAAUGAAGAGAAUCUAAAACGGGAUAUUUCUGAGGAAGUACAACUACAUAGGACAUUACUUGCAAGGUCUGAAAGGAAAAUUCCCUGGCAUCUUAAUCAGGGUAAAGGCAGUGAGAGUGAAUGUAGAUCAGGAAGACAGUGGGAAAAGACCCCAGAGGAGAGAAGAGGAAAACCGACACUCCCAGAAAGGAAUUUAGGUAAAGUUCUAAGUCAUCAGAGACCUUACUUGGGAGAGAGACCCCAUAAGUAUCUCAGAUAUGGCAAAAGCUUUGGUCCAAACUCCCACCUCAUACAUCAGAUAUCCCAUCAGGUGGAAAAUCCAUAUAAAUGUGCUGAUUGUGGGAAAAGCUUCAGUCGGAGUGCACGCCUCAUUAGACACCGGAGAAUCCACACUGGAGAGAAACCUUAUAAGUGUCUUGACUGUGGGAAAAGUUUCCGUGACAGUUCAAAUUUCAUCACCCAUAGGAGAAUCCACACAGGAGAGAAACCGUAUCAAUGUGGUGAGUGUGGAAAACGCUUCAAUCAGAGCUCAAGCCUUAUUAUUCACCAGAGAACCCACACAGGAGAAAAGCCCUAUCAAUGUGAAGAGUGUGGAAAAAGCUUCAAUAACAGUUCCCAUUUUAGUGCACAUCGGAGGAUACACACAGGAGAGAGACCCCAUGUGUGUCCUGACUGUGGAAAGAGUUUCAGUAAGAGUUCUGACUUACGUGCACAUCACAGAACCCACACAGGAGAGAAACCCUAUGGGUGUCAUGACUGUGGCAAGUGCUUCAGUAAAAGCUCUGCUCUUAAUAAGCACCGAGAAAUCCAUACACGUGAAAAACUUCUGUCACAGUCAGCACCUAAGUAAGCUCCUGAGGAUGUAUAAAGAAAAGAGCCUCAAUAAGUGUACUAAAAUUGUCUGAAAAAGUAUUCCAAUAGUGAGAUCCAUCUCCUAUUCUGUGCCCAACUAACUUAGGAAAUACUCUAGGAUUUACCCCACUGUUUUUCCCUCUUUCUCCUGGAUCUAGAGUCAAAUUCCCAAGGCAGUCAUCUUAAGAAUGAAAGGAAGAUUUCAAUCCCUCUCCUUGCCUGCAUCUGAACUGACAGAUAACACCAUUCCCUCUCAGUGCCUAUGUUGUUUCCUUAAUAGAGGACAUAGUAUCAGUUUGAUAUGCACCUGUCUUUACUCAUCCUGUUAUUCAGCUGCAUUUCAACUGGAAAAACCCAUCAUAGCAGCAUUUCAGGAAGAGGUUGUGAGACUCGUCACUGAGUGGGUCUAGCUCUUUGUACAAUAAGCGAAAUACAAUUUCCAUUUCCAAAAAAGAUUUCAAAAAAGUCUUCCUGCUCACUUAAGCCUGUCCUCAGAAUGACAUAUUUGUCAUGCACACUCUUCAUUUACCUUAAAGAAGGAGAGUUUCAUUUCCAUCUUGGUUCUGACCUAUGAAUCAUCUUGCCAAGAACCUAGGUGUUCUAUAUGGGGAAACAAUGUAAACCUUCUAUAAAUAUUGAGGUAUGAACCCUGGAUUUCUUAGUUUAUUCCAAGCCCUAGAAGAUUUGAAAUACAGUAAUAUUACAUUUAUAGCAUCUAGUUUGAUUUUUUUUCUGUUCCAUCUCAUCUGAAUUCCAUCUGUCCUUUGAGGCCUAGAAGCCCAAAGAGCAAGCCAGCUGGAUGUGGUGACAGGGAAAGCAGUUAAAGCUGCCAGUAGAGAAUUGUCCAUAUUCCACACACUCCAAACACCUAAUCUAGUGUAAUGAAUCCCGUGGGUGCUCAAUACGAACCUGCACUGAGCAGAAGCCACUGCCACAUUCCCAUGGAUUGGGAAAACAGAACACUUUGUGCCAACAACUCUUUACCCUAAUGGCAAGGAGGACAGAUCAUCUUUGUCCGGUCAGUGGAGUUACCAAUACUCGCACACACACACAUAUUCAACUGUAUACAUCUAUUUUUAAAAGCAGCUCUUCACACACAAGUGUAACUCUGAUCUUUACAAUCCAAUAGUAUUGAAUUAAUGGCUCAUAUGUUCAUAGUAGUAUGAUGAGCCCUGUAGAGCACAAGUUAAACAGACCCUGUCCUUGUCUUUACAAAUAAUAAGUGCACAUGUAUAGCUGCAAAGUUAGAAAAGUCUAGAAGGCUAGGUAGUAACACUAUGCAUAAAUGUUAAGGUCUAAUGCAUUAGAAUUUGCUUUAAGAAAAAUCCAGGAGGUAUUUUCUUCUCUUUAUUCAGGACAGCUUCAUGAAGCAGGAAGUAUUCAAAGGGAAGGUUACUGGGUAAAUUAGGGUGGAAGGAACUUUCCAAAACUAAUGGCAAAACUGAAUGCCUAGUGUGAGAAAUGAGAAAACUGGGGAGCAAGGUGUUUUGUACAGAUGGAACAGACGGCAAAGGACAGACUGUAAGGAAAGUUAGACAAAGCUUGGAGCAACACAAAAUUUGAGGAAUAGUAUAAUAUGGGCUGUGCAGGAGGCAGAGAGAGAAUUACUUUAGCUGAAACAUGGAGUGCCAGAGGCAGAUAAGGAGGUGGUGCUCCCAUCAUCUUAUUAUAGAUUAUAAUAAUCAGGUACUGUGCCAUACUUAGUGAUAAGGAAACAGCUGGCUGGCACUGGGGAAGAAGAAUGAGUAGUUUUAGGGGACUAGCUCUUAUGGGAGACAAAAGUCAGAAACAGUAGUAUCUUGAGAAGCUACUUCGAUGGGCAAGUCAGAGGAAAAGAAACAUGAGCAGAUGGCCAAGGCCUGGGAUAAAGAGCUGUUUCACAGUCACAUUUAAUUAGAGUUUUGUGGCUAGAAUGAGAUCUGGGAGAGGAGUGGGGAGAUAGAAUAUUCUAUAAUUCAUAGCUUACUGUGUUAGACGAGAGAUUAAUUAGGGUUCUAGUGUUGAGGGAUCCUAGUACAAAGAAUCUCCUAACAUUUAUUAGGAAUUAAGGGGAGAUGGUAUCUCAAUUAUGUUGCCUAAGCAGACAGGAAGAUACAAUACUAGUCUAAAGCAAUGCCACAGGAUCUGGGAUGGUUUAGGAAGUGUGCUAUAAUGUUUUUAAAAAAUGAGAUUACUGUCUUUAGUAUAUCUGUGUGGAAAAAGCACUGGUUGAGGUAUCAACAGAUAUGAAUUCUGGUUCUAGACGUCUUGUAAGUCAACCUGCCUCUGUUUCCCCUUCUGUAAAGCAGAAUAAUGUUUAAUCUGCCUCUCAGGGAUACCAUGUUAAUAAAAAUUAUGUCUAUAAAAUG
Diceros bicornis minor is the source of this 5099-nucleotide messenger RNA. It is a transcript of the gene ZSCAN29, whose product is annotated as zinc finger and SCAN domain containing 29. The transcript is spliced from 6 exons. Gene Ontology annotation, molecular function: RNA polymerase II cis-regulatory region sequence-specific DNA binding; DNA-binding transcription factor activity, RNA polymerase II-specific. Gene Ontology annotation, biological process: regulation of transcription by RNA polymerase II. The record is from RefSeq and is a predicted model, not a curated record. Lineage: Eukaryota; Metazoa; Chordata; Mammalia; Perissodactyla; Rhinocerotidae. Bases 200 to 2749 code for a protein of 849 amino acids.